CAGGCACCAAGCCUCCCAAAGCCUCAGACCAAUCCGAGUCUUGGACUCCCGAACUAGAACUCGCAUUUUCUCUGCCCAAAGUAGAACUCCCAAACCAGAAGUUGCAUCGUCGUAGAAAAUCUCGGGGCGAACUUGCCUCUCUAUGCUGGCGGCGGCAGCAGUGGAAGUGGCAGUGGCGGACCGGCGGUGGCAUCAUCAAUAUGGGUGGACGGAAAAUGGAGUGGGCAGGGAGGCCAAUCCAUUUGGGAGGGAUACCUCGGACGUGCGUGUUCAAUGCGGUGGGAGCAUUCGCAAAGUUUGUGGGGAAUUUUCUCAACUCCACCACUGUCCACAACGCCGAAACCCUCAUCCGUCUCGUCCGAUCACGACCUUCCGGUGUUCCCCUAAUCACCGUCAGCAACCACAUGUCCACGUUGGAUGACCCUGUUAUGUGGGGAUUCAAGGGAUUUCCCACAGAAGAUGCAAAACUAGCUCGAUGGGUGCUGGCUGCAGAAGACAUCUGCUUCAAAAAUUCAAUUAUGACGUAUUUUUUUCGGCUUGGAAAAUGCAUUCCCAUAACCAGGGGUGCUGGAAUUUAUCAGGAACACAUGAACGAAGCUCUCGAUCGCUUGAGUGAAGGAGCCUGGUUGCAUACAUUUCCAGAAGGAAAAGUGUGCCAAGAAGAUGCACCAAUCAGGCGAUUAAAAUGGGGAACUGCCAGUCUCAUUGAACGUGCUCCUGUAACCCCAAUAGUUUUGCCAAUUGUACAUCGUGGUUUUGAGAAGGUGAUGCCUGAGAAAGCUUUCUUUGGCAGAAGACCGCCAUUUCCUCUCUGCAAUAAAGAUAUCAAAAUAGUUGUCGGAGAGCCAAUAGAAUUUGAUCUUCCAAAAUUGCGGGAGACAGCCAUGUCCAUGUCUGGAGUUUCAUCAUUUCCUGGAUGGCCAGCAGCAUCCCCUCACAGACUUGAUGAUGCAGUGCGGAAAUGGCUCUAUAUUUCCAUCUCUGAACAAAUCCAAACUGUCAUGGAGAGCUUACGAGGUUUCAGUAACACACUUUUUAGAUUACAAAGAUGAUUUAUAUAUGAAUUCUUUUCAUUUAAUAAUAAAGCACAUCCAGUUGGUUUAGGAAUUUUGACCAUUCAAAUUUUGUACUUCAUGAGAGAUCCUGUAACCAUUGAAUUAUUUGUAUUCCUUCCCUAUUUUUUAUUUUCAUAAUGAAAUAUUUAUUUGGAAGAUAGAAUGAAGAGAUCAAAGACAUUAUGUAGUUUCCCAAGGGUGUAUAGUCUUCCAAGAGAGUGGCGGGAAGAGGAGUCUUAUAAAUGAGUGGAGGCUUCCAAUCAAGGAGAUGAAGUCUCAAGAAGGUGGAGUCUUCUAUUGAGUGUGUCUUCCAAGUGAGUGGAGGAAGUUGAGUUUUCGAAUACGUGGAGGCUUCCAAGGAGGUGAAGUCUACCAGAAAGUGGAAUCCCUGAGAUAGUGUAGUCUUCCAAGGGUGGAAGAUGAUCAUAUAAAAGGAGAGAGGUAUUUACCAUGAUGGGCGAUGAAAAACCAAAAUGUGAGGAAGGAGGUGAGAAUGAUAUACGAAGGGGCUUGGGUUUGAUUAUCAAAUUGUAAUGGUUGUAUUCUUCUCUUAAUCCCAAUGGAAGUUUAGACUCUUCUAUAGACAUAAGUGAUAUUGUCGAACCACAUAAAUCUCUUGUCUCUUGUGUAUAUACUUGUUUUAUUUUAUGUGUUUGGUGUUCAUGUAUAUACGCUUGUGUAUUAUAUACAAUUCUGUAGGCGUAUACAAUUUUAUGUGUUGUACA
This is a messenger RNA of Macadamia integrifolia, 1780 nucleotides long. RefSeq names its product N-acylphosphatidylethanolamine synthase. Gene Ontology annotation, biological process: phospholipid metabolic process. The coding region runs from base 201 to 1052 and encodes 283 amino acids. The transcript is spliced from 5 exons. The record is from RefSeq and is a predicted model, not a curated record. NCBI's taxonomy places the organism in Eukaryota, Viridiplantae, Streptophyta, Magnoliopsida, Proteales, Proteaceae.